This is a messenger RNA of Choloepus didactylus (southern two-toed sloth), 2680 nucleotides long. It is a transcript of the gene NSRP1, whose product is annotated as nuclear speckle splicing regulatory protein 1. The record is from RefSeq and is a predicted model, not a curated record. Bases 443 to 2137 code for a protein of 564 amino acids. Gene Ontology annotation, biological process: regulation of alternative mRNA splicing, via spliceosome. Lineage: Eukaryota; Metazoa; Chordata; Mammalia; Pilosa; Megalonychidae. The transcript is spliced from 7 exons.
CGGGAGUUAGGGUCAGCUUGGGGAAUAAAAAGUCAGGGCGACUGUGUUUUUGGCUGAGGAGUGAAAGUGCUGUGGAAGUGAAGGGGUUUUGUCACCAGGGCUAGAGAUGGGGGAGAACGAGAAAUUCUGAGGAACAUUAUUUUUCCCUCCCCACCCCCACCCCUACAUUUUCCAGGAUGGAAGCCCGAAGUUUGAGGGAGAAACUUGUGAGGAAAUAAAGGAAGUUAGGAUGAGGGGCAGAGAGCGAGACUUUUCUAUUUUCCAAAAGCUCGGUCUGAGGCCCCUCAGUCUUGCUUCCUACCCCGCGCUUGAGUUUCUCCCCGGUUGGAUUCUCUCAGGGGCAGAGAAGAGACAAAAUUCCUGGCUUGCUUAGAGGGCCUUGUUCUCCUUGGCAGAAGCUCAAGUCCUGAUUCCCGCCCUCCCUUCUCGUUUUAGGGAUAUUAUGCUGAGAAGCCACAGAAAAGGGUAUGGGCUUAUUUUGCCAAAGAAAACACAGCAGUUGCACCCUGUUUUGCAAAAACCGUCAGUGUUUGGGAAUGAUUCUGAUGAUGAUGACGAGACUUCUGUGAGUGAGAGCCUUCAGAGGGAAGCUGCUAAGAAGCAAGUAAUGAAGCAGACCAAACUGGAAAUCCAGAAGGCCCUUGCAGAAGAUGCCACUGUGUAUGAAUAUGAUAGUAUUUACGAUGAAAUGCAGAAAAAAAAGGAAGAAAGUAAUCCUAAAUUACUCCUGGGAAAAGACCGAAAGCCCAAGUAUAUUCACAACUUACUAAAAGCAGUUGAGAUCAGGAAAAAGGAGCAGGAAAAAAGAAUGGAAAAGAAAAUUCAGAGAGAGCGAGAAAUGGAAAAGGGAGAAUUUGAUGAUAAAGAGUCAUUUGUGACAUCUGCUUAUAAGAAAAAACUGCAGGAGAGAGCUGAAGAGGAAGAACGAGAAAAGAGGGCUGCUGCACUUGAAGCACGUUUGGAUGUAACUAAGCAGAAAGAUCUCAGUGGAUUUUACAGGCACCUAUUAAAUCAAGCAGUUGGUGAAGAGGAAGUACCUAAAUGCAGCUUUCGUGAAGCCAGGUCUGGAAUAAAGGAAGAGAAAUCAAGAGGUUACCCAGAUGAAGUGAGUUCAGAGAACAGAAUACCAUAUGAGAAAUGUGUUUUCCAAACUGGUAUGAAAGUAGAGGAAAACCCAGAUGCAGACAGUGAUUUUGAUGCUAAGAGCAGCGAGGAUGAUGAAAUGGAAGAAAAUAAUAAAGUGAACUGCAGAAGGGAAAAAAGUACAGAGACCUCCCAAAGUGACCCCAAGCAUCACAGGAAUCAAACUCACUCACGGUCAUCAUCUAGUGAAGAAAGAGGACAUAAUGCCAAACGCCACACAAAAAGUUCUAAGUCAAGAGGACAUGAGAAAAGGGAAGAUAAGUUCCAAGAGAGACAGUCCAGGGACCAGGAGAGGUAUUACACUGACCAUGAUUACCUAAAAGAAAAGAAAGAUUUUCAUAAGCAUAGCGAGGCCAAUCAUAGACAAUUUCACUGGAUGAGGCAUGAACAAGAAGUUAAACCAAGAGGAAGAGACCAAAGAGAAAGAGAAAGAAAUGACAGAGAGUGGAAAAGGGAGAAAGAUAGGGAGAAAUAUCCCCCAAGAGAACAAGAAAGAGAUAGACAACAAAAUGACCAUGACCGACACAGUGAAAAAGGAGGAGAAAAGGAAGAGAAAAACAAAGAAAAAGAAGAGCAUAUGAAAGUUAGGAAGGAAAGAUAUGAGAACAAUGAUAAAUACAAAGACAGGGAAAAACGAGAAGUAAGUGUUCAGUCUUCAGAAAGAAAUCUAGAAAGAAAGGAAAGCAGCCCAAGUUCUAGAGCAAAGGAUAGGUUGUUUGACCAUGAAAAAUCCAACAAAAUGGGAAACAUGGAAAAAGACAAAGAAAGAAACCAAGAGAAACCCUCUAGCUCUGAAACAUCAUUGGGAGCAAAACCCAGAAUCACAGAGAAAAGGCUAGAGAAGGGCGAAGAACAAGAGAGUCUACCUGGGGCAGUGAGCAAGUUUGCAAAGCGGAACAAUGAAGAAACUGUGAUGUCUGCUAGAGACAGGUACUUGGCCAGGCAAAUGGCACGGGUUAAUGCAAAGACCUAUAUUGAGAAAGAAGAUGAUUGAUGACUGCAUCAAUAGAUCUAUGGAAGCACAGAAAAUUAUUACUCCUGGAACAUGCUGUAUAAAAGAAAAAAGUGUGUUAACAAUGGUUUGGGAGGAUAUUUUAAAAAUAUAUUCCAAAAUUGAUUUUUGGUUUAGGUUUAAAUCAAAAGACAGUCCUUUUACCUUGAAUGUUUGAAUUUAUAUAAUCUUAUUUACUUAGUACCACAUUUUUGGUUAUAUUCAAGUAACCGUAAGAGUGUACUAAAUGACUGUAUGUACUUAAUGAGGACAAUUGGCUCUAGUACAACCAGUAAAAAAUGAUUUAAACAACUACCCUGAUAAUGUUGAUUUUGAUGCAGGAGCUGUUUUGUUUUACAAGUACUGAAUUUCAUAUUAUGUGGAGUUGAACAAUAAAGUGGAGAGAGGAUAUGGUUAUAUUCUAUGCUCUGAAAUUUGUAUUACAGUACAAAAUGUGCAUCAUAUAUCUUGUCUAAAUAACUUUUUAGCCCACAGCAUACUUGGACUUAAGUGAAAAUAAAAGUAGUGAUACACUUAUACAUUUAA